Aspergillus ibericus CBS 121593 is the source of this 818-nucleotide messenger RNA. RefSeq lists its product as uncharacterized. The transcript has a single exon. The coding region runs from base 166 to 669 and encodes 167 amino acids. The record is from RefSeq and is a predicted model, not a curated record. NCBI's taxonomy places the organism in Eukaryota, Fungi, Ascomycota, Eurotiomycetes, Eurotiales, Aspergillaceae.
AGCUAGAGAGGGGAAGAGUCCGGGGAAGUCAGUCGGGUCGUAGGAGGGAGAUGCAGGAGUAAGGGGAUGGAGGGAUGGUGGCAUACCUUGGCCCUUGUCUCAGGGUCAACCUCCCACAAUCGCGACAUGAUGAAAGCGGGUGGGCAGAGGUAGGAGCUCGGAUGGAUGGAAGAACAAGACGGGCAGCAAUUGCUCAAUGCUCCAGCCCCUGGAUGCGGUGAGAUCGGGGAGAGGUUCAGCAGAGGGAGAGGGAGAGAGACAGAGAGGGGCCGAUCGGAGGGGAGCCACGGCACUACGUUUAGCCUCGCUCCACCCGCCCGAUCCACUUCUUCCUGGUCAAUAUCCCAGUCCGCAAGCAGACGAGGCCAUGACUACAACCCAUGUGAUUUAUCUAGGUGUCUUCGGCCGGCAGUUCCACGAUUGUUCCAUGGUUCGUGCUCUAUGCAUGACCACGGAUCGAAGAUUCAUAUGUUGACUAAAUUGAUCGCAUCGAAAACACGAUCUAUGGCUUGUGGGAACCCUGUCUCCGCCCGUCAAUGCUCAAAAGGCCAGCUUCCGGUCCACUCAAUCAGUUCCAGGUUGGUCCCAGGGGACCCAUCAGAGAAAGUACCUGGGGAUCUUUUCUGUUCGGUCAGACAUCCGGGAGUGGUAAUCGAUUUGACCGACUAGAAGGAGAUGUGAGCAUGCGUUGAUGUAUAGCACACAAUGGGAGACUCACUCGGAAUGGCCAACUCGGGGCUUGAAGGAUUGAUGAAAGAAAUGUGGCCCGCAGCCCAGGAACAUUCGGGCUGCCUGUUCCAUUCGUCCCGGUAUCUGAG